Molecule: messenger RNA, 2541 nt
Organism: Microcebus murinus (gray mouse lemur)
Lineage: Eukaryota; Metazoa; Chordata; Mammalia; Primates; Cheirogaleidae
Source: RefSeq, a predicted model, not a curated record
AGAUGAGGAGCUCAGUGGCCACCAUUGGAAGUUGACAAUGAUCAAUUGAGAGCAGUCAUCGAAGCUGAUCCUCUUACAGCUACACAAGAAGUGGGCUAAGAACUCAAUGUAGUCGACCAUUCUACAGUCAUUUGGCAUUUGAAGCACACUGGAAAGGUGAAAAAGCUGGAUAAGUGGGUGCCUCAUGAGCUGACCAAAAAUCGAAAAAGUAAUCAUUUUGAAGUGUCAUCUUUUCUUAUUGUGUGCAAUGACAAUGAACCAUUUCUUGACCAGAUUGUUAUGUGCCAUGAAAAGUGGAUUUUAUAUGACCAGUGACAACCAGCUCAGUGGUUAGACUGAGAAGAAGCUCUAAAGCACUUCCCAAAGCCAAACUGGUGCCCAGAAAAAGUCACUGGUCACUGUUUGGUGGUCUGCUGCCAGUCUCAUCCACUCCAGCUUUCUGAAUCCUGGCGAAACCAUUACAUCUGAGAAAUAUGCUCGGCAAAUCAAGGAGAUGCACCGAAAACUACAGUACCUGCAGCUGGCAUUGCCCAACAAAAAGGGCCCGAUUCUCUUCAACAAUGCCGGACCACACAUUGCACAACCAACACUUCAAAAGACCUGUCUUUUACUCCAUCCUUUUUAGUAAUGCUACAGGACGAAGAGGAAUGGAUAAAAACAUUGGUGAGCAACUCAAUAAAGCAUAUGAAGCCUUCCGACAGGCAUGCAUGGAUAGAGAUUCUGCAGUAAAAGAACUACAGCAAAAGACUGAGAACUAUGAGCAGAGAAUACGUGAGCAACAGGAACAGCUGUCACUUCAACAAACAAUUAUUGACAAGCUAAAAUCACAGUUACUUCUUGUGAAUUCUAGUCGAGAUAAUAGUUAUGAUUAUGUCCCCCUGCUUGAAGACAGUGAAGCAAGGAAGAAUAAUUUGACUCUUGAUCAGCCACAUGAUAAAGUGAAAUCAGGAAUACCAAGAGAAAAACAAUCAAAGGUAAGAAGACAAGAGGUUUCUUCUCCUAGAAAAGAAACUUCACCAGGGAGUCUUGGCGUUUCUUUAUUCCAUGAAAGGGGUAAUAUAGAGAAGACCUUUUGGGAUCUGAAGGAAGAAUUUCAUAGAAUAUGCAUGCUAGCAAAAGCACAAAAAGACCACUUAAGCAAACUUCAUAUACCAGACACUGCAACUGAAACACAGUGCUCUGUGCCUAUACAGUGUACGGAUAAAACAGAUAAACAAGAAGCGCUGUUUAAGCCUCAGGCUAAAGAUGAUAUAAAUAGAGGUACACCAUGCAUCACAUCUGUCACACCAAGAGGACUGGGUCGAGAUGAGGAAGACACCUCUUUUGAAUCACUUUCUAAAUUCAAUGUCAAGUUUCCACCUACAGACAGUGACUCGACUUUCCUACAUAGCACUCCGGAGAGACCCGACAUCCUCAGUCCUGCCACAUCUGAGGCAAUGUGCCAAGACAGAUUUAAUAUGGAGCUCAAAGAUAAUCCAGGAAACUUUGUUAAAACAGAAGAAACUUUAUUUGAAAUUCAGGGAAUUGAUCCCAUAGCUUCAGCUAUACAAAACCUUAAAACAACUGACAAAACAAAACCCUCAAAUUUUGUAAACACUUGUAUCAGGACAACUCCGGAUAGAGCUGCCUGUUUAUCACCUGGAGACCAUAAUGCAUUAUAUGUAAAUACAUUCCCACUUCUGGACCCGCCUGAGGCACCUUUUUCCUCACUCAAUUCCCCAGGAAAAGCUAUCCGAGGACCACAGCAGCCCCUUUGGAAGCCCUUUCCUAAUCAAGGCAGUGACUUACUGGAACUAAGUGGCACAGACUCAGAACUGCAUAUACCUCGAGUAUGUGAAUUCUGUCAAGCAGUUUUCCCACCAUCUAUUACAUCCAGGGGGGAUUUCCUGAGGCAUCUUAAUUCACACUUUAAUGGGGAGACUUAAGACACAUUUGAAAACAGACAUAUCAAGUCCUAUGCGAUGAUUUUGGGUUUGUAAUACUAUAACUACUUGAUUAUGAACUAAAUUCAAGAUCAUUCAUAGGAAAAUCUCUUUUCACAGCUAUUUGAAAUUUUUUCUAAACUUCUUUUAUAACUUUAAUUAUCUUUUAAAAGAUCAUUCUGUACAAAACUGUAGCUCAUUGUAUUCAUGUUUACAGUGUUACUACCAUAAUUCAAAAUUAUGUAUGUGACUUAGCGUUAUAUAAUCAUAAUUUAUGUUUGUUUCAAAUAUCUAAGCUUAUUACUUGGAUUUCUAGUGAGAUGUAUUGACUUUGGUGAUGUCAAAUGUUUAUAGGGUUUUUUCAUUUGAUUUCAUUGAAAAAUUUAGAUUAUUUAUGCUAUAGGUAAAAUUCUGUUUGAAUAAAUCUAUAAUAAACAAUAAGAAACAAUGUAAACAUCUAAGUAAAUGCCAAAGAUAUUUGUUGCCCAGUGAUAAAAUCACUGAUAGAAUUAUUUAAAUGUUAGAUCAUUUUUAAUAAUAUACAUGGCUUUAAUUUUUACUAUGUGUAUAGCUACAUGAUGAAAUGAAUAGAAUAUUAAAAGAGUUAGUUAUGUUGUGA